ACCACUACCACUACCACUACCACCGCCACCAACACCUCCACUUGCACACUCUGACCACUGACUGGGAGCUGCAAAGGAAAUGCCCCAGUUCUCCCUGCUGCUGGCCGACUGUUCCAGUACAUCUCCCGCUCUGCUUUGGUCCAGUCUGCUACCGCGAGAGGGCUAGGGAAGGGGACUCCAAGAGAGGCAGAUACAGGAAAGGAGGGAGACACCAGCAAAGAGGGAGACACCAUCGAAAAGCAGGAGACACAGAAACACAGAGGGAGACGGGCACAGACAUGGCGUUCCUCUUUGGACGCUCGCGCCAGCGUUCGGCCCUUGAUAUGGUCAAGACAGUCAAGGAGCUGCUGCAGAAACUGCCCAAGGACGAGUCUCCACAGACGACAAAGAUCGAGGACGACCUUGCCCGCAACCUCUCGCAGAUGAAAGUCACCCUGCAAGGCACCCCAGAAGCCGAGACUUCACCUGACCAAGUCUACCAGCUCGUGUCGGCCAUCUUGUCCGAGCAGCUGCUCCCCAUCCUCGUCGACAACAUCUACCGCUUGCCCUUUGAAGCCCGCAAAGACACCCAGACCAUCAUCUCCAACGUCUUCCGCUUCCGCAGCUCCGGCAGCACUUCCAGCGAGCCCGAUGCGUUGAAGGAGGUCAUUCGGAAACAGCCCGAGAUCAUUGUCGCCCUCUGCAAUGGCUACGAGAGGAGGGAGAGCGCCAGUGCGUGCGGUGGCAUCCUGAAGGAAGCCCUCAAGCAUGACGCCGUGGCGGCGGUCAUAUUAUACGACGAGCCUCGCGCAGAUGGCAAGACCCAGGACAUCUACAACGACGUGGACGUCUCGCAAAAGGCCACGGGAAAGGGCGUCUUCUGGAAGUUCUUCACCUGGAUCGACAAGUCCAGCUUCGAGGUCUCGGCCGACGCCUUUGACUGUUUCCGAUUCAUCCUGACCAAGCACAAAAGUCUUGUGGCACAGUAUGUCAACACCAACUUUGACGCUUUUUUCCAACUGUACAACGAGACUCUAAUCAAGAGUGAGAGCUACGUGACGAAACGGCAGAGUAUCAAGCUGUUAGGCGAGGUAUUGCUGGAUCGACAGUUUUACGAGUGCAUGUGUCGAUAUGUGGAGAGUGGGGACAACCUCAAGCUGGUCAUGUGGCAGUUGAAGGAUGAUAGAAGGAUGGUGCAAUACGAAGCCUUUCACGUGUUCAAGAUCUUCGCAGCAAACCCACACAAGAGCGUUGACGUGCAAAAGUUCUUGAUUAUGAACAAAGCCCGCUUACUCAAGUUCCUGCCGAAAUUCCUCGAAGACCGGACAGAAGAUGAUCAGUUCAACGACGAAAAGGCGUGGCUGAUCAAAUCCAUCAGCAAUCUUCCCGACACGACUGCUGGUCUGCGAUCCCCAUCGACGCCAGGUCGGACGGAAAGCGUGUCUCCGUUGAAUAACGGAGUGCGAUCGUAGCCUCUUUUCUUUUCCUUUUUUCUUUUUACUCAUGUCCUGGAAUGGAUUGGCGUUUAUGGGGGGGAAUACUAUCAGGAAAGGUGUAUCAGCACCAUGUGCAUCAUGACAUUGCAUCAUGACAUGAGUGAUGGCGACACGGCCGCAGUAGACACGCGAAAAGGGGGGAGAGAUGCAUCUGACGACGACGCGUGAGCUACACAUCCUAGCUCUAAUGCUAAUGAGGCGAAUAUGUCUAGGACAAGAAUGCAAAAUGUCCAUGA
Molecule: messenger RNA, 1711 nt
Organism: Sphaerulina musiva SO2202
Lineage: Eukaryota; Fungi; Ascomycota; Dothideomycetes; Mycosphaerellales; Mycosphaerellaceae
Product: Mo25-like protein
Exons: 3
Coding region: 279-1451 (390 amino acids)
Biological process (GO): intracellular signal transduction
Molecular function (GO): protein serine/threonine kinase activator activity
Source: RefSeq, a predicted model, not a curated record